GCGUUGGUAAAGUGAAAGAAAGAAAACGCACACACACAAGACGCAUGUUCAGUGCUCACUCUAUAUGCUUUGUGCACUGUCUUCUUAUAAAGCUGGUAGCAGAGGAAACACACAUUCUCUUUCACACCCUCUCUCUCACUCUUUCUCUAGACAGGUGCAAAAAGGAAUCUAAUUUGAAGAUAUUUGCUUUAGGUUGAGAACUAGACUUGGCAGUCAACAUGUACCUUCUUAGAAGACAAACCCAGAAUCAGCCGGAUGAUUCCUUAUUUCGAGAAGCAAAGGUCACUGAACUCAGGGCUGCUCUUGGGCCCUUGUCCGGGCGUCGUUUGAAAUAUUGCACAGAUGGAUGUCUGAGGAGAUAUUUAGAAGCACGAAACUGGAAUGUUGAUAAAGCCAAGAAAAUGCUGGAGGAAACAUUGAAGUGGAGGUCAACUUAUAAGCCUGAGGAAAUCCGUUGGGAUGAAGUAGCACACGAGGGUGAGACAGGCAAGGUCUCCAGAGCAAACUUUCAUGAUCGACUUGGGAGGCCGGUGCUUAUAUUGAGGCCAGGGAUGCAGAACACAACGUCUGCGGAAGAUAAUAUUAAGCAUUUCGUGUACCUAUUGGAAAAUGGCAUCCUUAAUCUUUCCGAAGGUCAGGAGCAAAUGUCUUGGUUGAUAGAUUUCACAGGAUUUGCAAUGAGCACAAAUCUCUCCAUCAAAACAGCCCGUGAUAUUAUUCACAUUUUACAAAAUCACUAUCCAGAGAGGCUUGCUAUCGCUUUUUUGUAUAAUCCUCCAAGGAUAUUCCAAGCUUUCUGGAAGGCUGUCAAAUACUUCCUGGACCCAAAAACAGCUCAAAAGGUGAAGUUUGUUUAUCCAAAUAACAAGGAAAGUUUGGAACUGAUGAAAUCGCUCUUCGAUGUUGAUAACCUUCCAAGUGAAUUUGGGGGGAAAGCUACUCUAAAAUAUGACCAUGAAGAAUUCUCCCGAAUGAUGGUUGAUGAUGACCUAAAAACGGCCAAGUACUGGGGCAUUGGCAACGAGAAACCGUCAUUCCACCCCAAGGGUGGGCUGUCCGGGGCAGAGGUGGCACCAGAGCCCGUACCCGUUGAGCCACUUGCUAUUUGAGUUAGCUGUUUUGAUUUUUUUUAAUUUCCUUUUAGUAUAAGUAAAAUAAUGUAUUUUUGGUUAUAAAUAAGUUAAAGACUACACAUCCAAGUCAGAAAAGAGGCAACAAUCUGGUUGCUAAUUUAACGUGACAGAUAUACUAUGAUGGAAGCCAUUAGAAUUGGUCUAGUGGUGUGAGGGAUUGGGAUAGUAGUAUUUUGAGGGUCUAGUUGCUAAUUUCAUCUCCAUCGUGUAACCAAAAGGAAAGAUAUACGACGACUGGAAAAAAAAAUGGAUGAACAAACUAUUUUUAUUUAUA
Molecule: messenger RNA, 1407 nt
Organism: Arachis duranensis
Lineage: Eukaryota; Viridiplantae; Streptophyta; Magnoliopsida; Fabales; Fabaceae
Exons: 6
Coding region: 219-1109 (296 amino acids)
Molecular function (GO): phosphatidylinositol transfer activity
Source: RefSeq, a predicted model, not a curated record